AUGGACAUGCUCCGAAAAUCCUUCAAAUACAGCCCUACCAGUGACACUUCUGCUAAUAAAUCCCAUCAUAAUCUACCUGGUGAAGACGAGCGAUUAGGCCUUUUAGUUAGCCAAACCAAUCAAGAAAAUCUCAAAUUUUCCGGUAACGGUAAGCCCAACGGCAUGGCGGAAUCAGCCGGUGCUCCGGUGGGUGGCGAUUCAUCUGGUCCGAGCGAUGUUAUCAUUAAGAUCAACCCCACCCGAGUGGAAAAAGAAACUGAACUUUCUACUUCUUCUUCUUCAUCUUCUCCUUCUCCUGAAAACCAAGCCCAGUUGGCCAAAAAUGGAAAUGCUGGUAAAAAUAGCAUGUGGAGGGACUCAAGUUACGAUUUUUCCAACGAUGCCGCAAUGAGGGCCAUUGCCAAUAACAAUAAAGACUUCGACUUUGGGACGGAAUCGCCGCCGUUAUCGAGGAUAGCGGAGAGUUCUCCUACUAAUUACGGACAAGUAACUCCGAGGGAUGUUCGGGUUUCGUUCAACGAGAACAAUGCGCCGGAAAAUGUCCGCCGCCGGUCUAAUGCAAGCGGCGGCGUUAGGAAUGGUGAACCGGAGGAGGUUUUGGUUUGCAGUGGGAACGCAUCUUUCAAGAGAAAAUCGAGUCUUUUGAGGACGAAGACAAAGUCGAGGUUGCAGGACCCGCCGGAGCAAGAUCAGCGGUCCGGGAGGAUGGGGAUGAAAUCUGGGGCAUUGGGGAAGGCUAGUGAAAUAGACGAAGAUGACCCUUUUUUGGAGGACGAUUUACCGGAAGAAUACAAGAAGAUGACAUUUAGUCCUCUCACUGUACUUCAGCUGGUGAGUCUGAUUUUGAUUUUAGCAGCUUUAGUCUGUAGCCUUACUAUUCGAGUACUGAAGAGAAUUACGGUCUUUGACCUGGAAUUGUGGAGAUGGGAAUUAUUGGUUUUGGUUUUAAUCUGUGGGAGGUUGGUUUCGGGGUGGGGCAUUAGGGUGGUGGUGUUCUUUAUAGAGAGGAAUUUCCUGUUAAGGAAAAGGGUGUUGUAUUUUGUGUAUGGAUUGAGGAAUGCCGUACAGAAUUGUGUCUGGUUGGCUCUGGUUUUGAUUGCUUGGCAAUUUAUUUUUGACAAGAAGGUUGAGAGGAUGACCAAAGGGAGGAUCUUGCCAUAUGUGACUAGGAUUUGGGUGUGUCUUUUGGUUGGCACAUUGAUUUGGCUUGUCAAGACAUUGCUUGUUAAGGUUCUGGCUUCUUCGUUUCAUGUUAGUACCUUUUUCGAUCGGAUUCAGGAGUCUCUGUUUAAUCAGUAUGUCAUUGAGACAUUGUCUGGCCCUCCAUUGGUUGAGAUUCAAAUGGAGCAAGAAGAGGAGGAAAGGGUCAUUGCUGAAGUACAGAAUCUUCAAAAUGCUGGUGCUAAAUUACCUGCUGAUUUGAAGGCAAAUGUGUUGAAGAGUGGGAGAGUAAUUGGGACUCCACGAAAAAGUCCUAGAUCAGCCACCGCAAUGUCUGCUGCAGGAAGAAGUCCCACAUUCUCGACUGCUUCUGCCAUGCUGAUGAAUAAUAAGAAGGAAGAGGAAAAGGGUAUACCGAUUGACCAUUUGCACCGGCUGAAUCAGCAAAACAUUUCGGCUUGGAAUAUGAAGAGGUUGAUGAAUAUUGUGCGUAAAGGUGUACUAUCGACUUUAGAUGAGAAAUUGCACGACUCAACAGCUGGAGAAGAUGAGUCUGCUGUGCAGAUCACUAGUGAAAACCAGGCCAAAAUUGCUGCCAAAAAGAUCUUCUGCAAUGUUGCAAAGCGCGGCUCCAAAUAUAUCUACCUAGAGGAUUUGAUGCGUUUUAUGAGAGAGGACGAGGCUCUGAAGACAAUACGCCUUUUUGAAGGUGCCAAUGAAGGCAAAGGGAUCAGCAAGCGUGCCCUUAAGAAUUGGGUGGUUAAUGCAUUUCGUGAAAGGAGAGCCCUUGCUUUAUCUUUGAACGACACCAAAACUGCUGUGAACAAGCUUCACCAAAUGUUGAAUGUACUUGUGGGGAUACUCGUCGUGGUCAUCUGGCUCCUCAUACUCAAAGUUGCAUCUACACAUUUUUUUAUCUUCUUAAGUUCUCAGGUCCUUUUGGUGGUUUUCAUGUUUGGUAAUACAGUCAAGACAACAUUUGAGGCGAUCAUCUUCUUAUUUGUGAUGCACCCCUUUGAUGUGGGUGACCGUGUCGAAGUUGAGGGAGUUCAGAUGAUAGUCGAAGAGAUGAAUAUCCUAACUACAGUUUUCCUGAGGUUCGAUAACCAAAAGAUCAUAUAUCCAAACAGUGUGCUGUCAACAAAGCCCAUCAGUAACUACUACCGUAGUCCAGAUAUGGGAGAUGCAAUUGACUUUUGCAUCCACAUUUCGACUCCAAUGGAAAAGAUUGCUUUAAUGAAGGAAAGAAUAACAAGGUACAUUGAGAACAAAAGCGAACACUGGUACCCAGCUCCAAUGAUAGUGAUGCGAGAUGUGGAAGAUUUGAACAGGCUGAAAUGGUCAAUAUGGCUAUCACACACGAUGAAUCACCAAGACAUGGGUGAAAGAUGGGCAAGAAGAGCUCUUCUAGUUGAGGAGAUGAUCAGAGUCUUCAAGGACCUCGACAUUGAAUACAGGAUGCUGCCACUUGAUGUGAAUGUACGCAACAUGCCACAUUCUAAUUCAAGCAGAGUUCCUUCAAAUUGGUCAGUGUUUUCUGGCUGA
This is a messenger RNA of Oldenlandia corymbosa var. corymbosa, 2706 nucleotides long. The record is from the annotation of a GenBank genome assembly. NCBI's taxonomy places the organism in Eukaryota, Viridiplantae, Streptophyta, Magnoliopsida, Gentianales, Rubiaceae.